Sapajus apella (tufted capuchin) is the source of this 3393-nucleotide messenger RNA. RefSeq names its product zinc finger protein 793 (gene ZNF793). Gene Ontology annotation, biological process: regulation of transcription by RNA polymerase II. The transcript has 9 exons. Lineage: Eukaryota; Metazoa; Chordata; Mammalia; Primates; Cebidae. Gene Ontology annotation, molecular function: DNA-binding transcription factor activity, RNA polymerase II-specific; RNA polymerase II cis-regulatory region sequence-specific DNA binding. The record is from RefSeq and is a predicted model, not a curated record. Bases 1141 to 2361 code for a protein of 406 amino acids.
CGUAAGGUUCAAUGACAAGGUGACCGAAGGGUUAAGAGAUUGGGCGUCUGAGCCUCGCGGGGCCUCAGUGGUGGCGGGCAGAGAUUUGCGGGAGUCAGUGGCACGGUCUCUGAAGAAGAUAGAUUGGGAGUGUGUGGGAAUCAAUAAACGCGGGUUCUGUGAAAUGUCUUGAUUUGCAGGGUGCAUAGUGGUCAGUUGUAAUGGUCUUCAUGGGUCUGGGGUCAAGUGGGAUUUUUCAGACACAGGUUUGGAGAGCUUUAGGGUUAAUGACCGAAGCCCGAGAGGAUCAGUGAUCGGAAGUUCUAAGUUCUGUGGGCAGUAAUACUUUGGGUACUAGAAUUGGUGACUGUGGAAACUUUGGUGUCCAUUUAUGAGGGGGGUCAGUGGUGAUUAAUGUUUGGAGAAAUGUUUUGGGUCAUCGGUGAUUGAGACGUCCUUCAUAUUAUGGGUGGAGGAUCGGAGAGUAUUAAUGAUUGGACUUUUGUAGAUCAGGGAAUGGAGAAUAGAGUCAAGUGUGCUUAUCUUAAAGGUUCUUUCUGGCAAAGGUAACGACCUAUGCAUCCGUGACAGCAUCCCACGAGUGAGCCUGGUUUCUGGCAAUCCAUUCUGACUCUGUGACAGCUGGGAUAGAUGUGACCUUGUUUGUGGUUGGAAAACAAAUUUACUGGGUGAGGAAACAGGCCUAGAGAGGCAAAGUGUCAGGCCUAGAGAGGCAAAGUGUCUGGCCUAGAUUCCCUCAGUCAGAAGAAUUACUUGGCCUCUAGCUUGUAUCUGAGUCAUUCCCUGGCUGAGGGAAUGACUCAGACACAAGGGUCUUUGUGGAAGUUCCCCCUGCCCCAGUCCCAGAGCGGAGCCAUUACUCAGGUUUUCUGGGUGCCCUUCAGACCUUUGGCUCCUGCCACCUUGCUGCAUGGUAGGGCUCUCUAGCUCCUGCCAGCAGAGCCACAGGACCUUGGUCACAACAUCUACAGGAGGCCCUGCCAAGCCCUGCAGGUUCCAAUCCAGGAUCAUAUGCUGCCUUUAGGUGACACAUCCCUUUAGUCUCGUUUAAUCAAGAGCAGUUUCUCAGUCUUCGUCUUCCAUGAGGUCGACAUUUUUGAAGAGUAUAGGUGUUGGAUCUUUUUCCAAGAACAGCAGAAAAUGAUCAACUACCAGACACCUGUGUCAUUCAAAGAUGUGGUUGUGGGCUUCACCCAAGAGGAGUGGCACCAGCUGAAUCCUACUCAGAGGGCUCUGUAUCGGGAUGUGAUGCUGGAAACCUAUAGCAACCUCGUCUCAGUGGGUUAUGAAGGCACCAAACCAGAUGUGAUCCUCAGGCUGGAGCAGGAAGAAGCACCAUGGAUUGGUGAGGCAGCAUGCCUGGGCUGCCACUGUUGGGAAGACACCUGGCAAGUUAAUAUCCAGAGGAAAAGACAGCAAGACAUGAUUUUGAGGCAAGGUGCAGCCAUAAGCAAGAAAACACUGGCCAAGGAAAAAAGCCGUGACUAUAGUAAGUUUGGGAGAAUAUCGCUUCUGAGCUCUGAUCUUUUUUCUUCAAUCCAGAGCCCUAAUAACUGGAACCCUCGUGGAAAGAAUUUGAGCCAUAAUUUAGACUUCACUGGUUUUAAGAGAAACUGUGCAAAAAAGCAAGAUGAGUGUUAUGGUUAUGGGAAAUUGCUUCAGUGUAUAAAUCAUGGUAGACGACCUAAUGGAGAGAAGCCCUGGGGAUGCAGUCAUUGUGAGAAAGCUUUCACCCAGAACCCAGCACUUAUGUACAAACCAACAGUAAGUGAUUCUCUCGUGUACAAACGGAAGAGGGUUCCACCUACAGAAAAACCCCACGUCUGUAGUGAGUGUGGGAAAGCCUUCUGCUACAAGUCUGAAUUCAUUAGGCAUCAGAGAAGUCACACUGGGGAAAAGCCUUAUGGGUGCACUGACUGUGGGAAAGCCUUUUCACAUAAGUCAACCCUCAUCAAACACCAGAGGAUUCACACUGGGGUAAGACCCUUUGAAUGCUUUUUCUGUGGGAAAGCCUUCACCCAGAAGUCACACCGCACAGAACAUCAGAGAACACAUACAGGAGAGAGACCCUUCAUGUGUAGUGAAUGCGGGAAAUCAUUUGGUGAGAAGUCAUACCUCAACGUACAUCGAAAAAUGCACACAGGAGAAAGACCCUAUCGUUGCAGAGAAUGUGGAAAAUCCUUCAGCCAGAAGUCAUGCCUCAAUAAACAUUGGAGAACCCACACGGGAGAGAAGCCCUAUGAGUGCAAUGAAUGUGGGAAAGCUUUCUACCAGAAGCCAAACCUCAGUAGACAUCAGAAAAUUCAUGCUAGGAAGAAUGCCUACAGGAAUGAAAACUUAGUAAUUGUAGGAAAUCCUUGAGCAAAAUAUCUAGUUUCAUUGUAUGAAGGGAAUUUAUCCUAAGGAGAAAUCUUACCAUUUUAAUAAAUUUUCACAGUGUUUUAUUAUCAUGGAAUCAUGAUCUAAUUGUAACACAGACUUUUCUAGAAAAUACUUUAUAAAACAUAAGCAUGGUCACCCUGGCAUGUAAAUGAUUAAAAAUGUAUUAAAUGGAAUAACAACAGAAUACAAAACAUCUGUGAAGAGACUUAAAGGCACACUAUGACAUAUUCCACAGUGAGCCAUACAAUCAGCACUAUUUUUAUUUUGGAAUUGUAAAUAUGAAUUUAACAUAAAAUGUGAAUAUCACACACAUGUCACAUAAUAUAUAGAAUGCCAUUCACAAAACUUUUUCACUUUAAGUAUCAUCUUUGCCUUUUGAUGUCUUAACAAUACAAAAAAAUAACAAUAAUGACAUGGCCCACUAUUAUUUUAAAAAAACUUUAAUAUACCAGCUACAUUUUCCCACCUUUUUGUAAUGCAUGUAAAUGGCUAUAGAGGUUGUUAUUGUCCUCUGCAGAAUAAUAAAGCAGUGUUUUUUAAAUGUAUUUUGAUAAGUUGGCCAAAAACUUUACUAAAAUAUAGUUAUUCAUAUUGAAAACACAAAGCUAAGGAAUAGUAUAAAAACCUGAUGUUGGGUAAAUGAAACACUGUAAACUUGACAGCCCAGCACACUCACUAUUUGAUGAAAUGUAGCAUCAUCCUGGUUUAUAGUACACUGUUCAUAUUUUCUUGGUCUUGCUGAAAAUGUCUUGCAGCAAAUUAGUAGCAUAGAAACGCUAUUCUAUACAGGUUGUAAAACUCAGAAAUGUUUCAUGCAUAGACCACUGAAGGAGAAUUUCUUUUCUUGGUCUCUUUGCAAAUUAAAUCAAGAACAUUUUUUUUCAUAUAAAUUUCCUUGCAAGUGUCCUGGACACUAAAUCUCAAUGUUUUUACUAUUUCAAUGUUUGAAAAGAAGUGUGCGUCCCUGAGUUGCCAUGUCAUCCAUAUAAGAAAAUAAAUGGCCACAUGGAA